Epinephelus fuscoguttatus (brown-marbled grouper) is the source of this 2575-nucleotide messenger RNA. It is a transcript of the gene trim16, whose product is annotated as tripartite motif containing 16. The transcript has 6 exons. The record is from RefSeq and is a predicted model, not a curated record. NCBI's taxonomy places the organism in Eukaryota, Metazoa, Chordata, Actinopteri, Perciformes, Serranidae. The coding region runs from base 220 to 2103 and encodes 627 amino acids. Gene Ontology annotation, molecular function: protein binding; zinc ion binding.
AUUGUGCGUGGGGGUGUAUCACUGCUCAGGGCUGAGGGGGCGGAGAGCUUUUAGACUGAAACUACGAGCCAUGACUGUUCACAUCCUCUAGGUGUGGCCUCCCAGGCUCCUCAGUGUGAUCCAGGAACUACCGGCUGACAGAAGUGGCUGAGCCAGUUAUUCUCAGAGAGCAUAAGAGGAGUGGAAGUGAGGCCGGGCUGACAGAGACAGGCUGAAGACAUGGCCGAUACAGAGGCUCCCACCUCGAACCAGCAGCAGCAGCAGCAGUGUGGCUCCUGUCUCGGGGACAAAAGUAAAGGAUGUCCUCAGUGUCUCCAGAGCCCGGACAAGCCUGAGCCUGCAGACGCUCCCAAACAGAACGGGACAGAGGCUGAAGCUGUGAUCAAGAGUAAAGAGGAGCAGAGUCCGGACCCUAAGGCUGCAGAGGAGACCAAAAUCCAAGAAGACCUGAAGGAGUCUGAGGACCCCAAGAAGCCUGAGGUGGAGGAGCAGAAGGAGGAGAAGGAGCAGACAGAUGGAGAGGUGAAAAACGGAGCAAAAGAAGAGGAGGUAAAAGAAGAGGAGGUGAAGGUGGAACCUCUGGGCCCCGACGAUGUGGUGUGCGACUCCUGCAUUGAGAGCCCCUGCAGGGCCCUCAAGUCCUGCCUCACCUGCCUGGUGUCGUACUGUGAGGCUCACCUCCGGCCUCACCUGGAGAACCCCAAGUUCAACAACCACCGGCUGGUGGAGCCGCUCAGGGACAUCGAGAGACGGACCUGCGAGAGCCACAACUGGCCCCUGGAGCUUUACUGCUGCGCUGACGCCUGCUGCGUCUGUCAGGACUGUGUGACGGAGGAGCACAAGGGCCACAACACCAUGCCUGUGACGGAGGCUCGCAGUCAGAUAGAGAGGGAGCUGAGGGAGAAGCAGACGGAGAUGGCGAAGACGGUGACGGCGGGAGAGAACGCCAUCAACAAACUUCAGCUCAACACAGUUUCUAUUGAGCAAUCUGUGACCGAGGUGCGAGCGGUGAUUGAGAGCCAGUUCGAGGAGCUGCAGGCGGUUGUGGAGAGGGCGAAGCGGGAGGUGACGGAGAUCCUGGAGGGCGAGGAGAAGCAGGCGCUGAGGCAGGCCGAGGGCAUCCGGGUCCACCUGGAGCAGAGGUGCACAGAGCUGAAGAAGACGCAGGGGCAGAUGGAGAAGCUCUCCAAGAACAAAAACGAUGUGGAUUUCUUACAGGAGUACUCAGAGUGGAAGAAAGAAGCCACUGAUAUCUCUCUGCCUGGGAUCUACAUCGGCCUGACGGACCGUCUGAAUUCCUUCAGCCGCGUGAUCGUCGACUCCACAGAGGAGUUGUGUGCCAUGCUCGUGUCCUCUUACAUAGAGAAAGUUAAAGAGAUCUGCAAGAAUGAUAAAAUGGGAAUAAAGACGACAGUUCAUGAAAUAGUUGCAGCCAAACAGAACAUGUCCAUACCAGAUCCAGAGACACACGCAGACUUCCUCAAGUACGCCGCCCAGGUGAGUUUCGACGCUGACACCGCUCACAAGUUCCUGCGGCUGACGGAGGAAAACAGGAAGGUGACCAACACCACGCCGUGGCAGCAUCCUUACCCUGACGUACCCGAGAGGUUUGAGCACUGGCGCCAAGUUCUGGCAGCAGAGAGCUUCUAUCUGGGGCGCCACUACUUCGAGGCAGACAUCAGCGGCGAGGGCACGCACAUCGGUCUGACCUACAAGAGUAUCGACCGCAAAGGCAGCGAGAGCAACAGCUGCAUCACAGGAAACAACUUCUCCUGGUGCCUCCAGUGGAACGGCCGCACCUUCUCCGCCUGGCACAGCGACGUGGAGACGCCUCUGAAUGUGGAGAAGUUCACUCGUAUCGGGGUGUACGUGGACUACUCAAGGGGCCUCCUGGCUUUCUACGGCGUGGAUGAAACCAUGACGCUCAUCCACAACUACCAGGCAGAGUUCCUGGAGCCGAUUUACCCGGCUUUCUGGUUGUCCAAGAAGGAGAAUGUCGUUGCCUUGGUGGUGCCAGGGGAGCCAUUACGGCUCAAAAGCCCGUCUCCUCCCACUUCACCUGCAAACGGAACUAUCGUUUCAAAACCAGCAGCACAACAAUGAGUAGAAGUCAGUUUCUCCUGGAUCAUUAAGGGACAAUUCAACAAUAUGACACUGCUGCUUUUAAAAUGUUUGCCUCUCAAAAAUAGAUUUAAUAUCUGAAACUUUAAAGGGAUAGUUUGGAUCUUUUGAAGUGGGUUUGUAUGAGCUUUCUUGUCAGUACUCCAGCCUGCUUCUCCAAACUGUGGCUGUGCUGCCUGACAUCUGCUGUAGGUAACACACCGACUAUGUGUAAGUACUUCAUACAACCCAACUUCAAGAGAUCCAAACUGCCCCUUUAAGGAAAACAUAAACCUGUUUACAGCAGCCUGAUAUUUUGUAAAGCUAAUAUAAGUUCUGAAUGUUUAUCUGGUGUAUGUUUGGGUUUAAGUCGUAUUUAUGCUCCUGUACUUUUGGGACUACUGUUACUUUUCAUCCCACUGUGAAUUCAGAGGUGUUCUAUAUUUUCUGUAGGCAAAUAAAAAUUUGUAUCUUC